Messenger RNA from Rubroshorea leprosula, 1415 nucleotides. NCBI's taxonomy places the organism in Eukaryota, Viridiplantae, Streptophyta, Magnoliopsida, Malvales, Dipterocarpaceae. The record is from the annotation of a GenBank genome assembly.
GAAAAGGAAAAUCCUUACCAAAAUGGCAGCCAAAUGGCUUCUGCAUUUGACAAUGGUGGUGAUGCUGGUGGCGCUGGUGAACGGGGAUGAAUCGGUGAAGCCGUUUGUGAAGAUAGUGAAGGGCAAGAAGUUGUGUGACCAAGGGUGGGAGUGCAAAGGUUGGUCGAUAUAUUGCUGCAACGAUACCAUUUCUGACUUUUUCCAAGCUUACCAAUUUGAGAACCUUUUUUCAAAGCGGAAUUCGCCUGUGGCUCAUGCCGUUGGCUUCUGGGAUUACCGCUCUUUUAUCACUGCUGCCGCCCUUUAUGAGCCUCUCGGGUUUGGAACCGCUGGAGGGAAGCUAAUGGGAAUGAAGGAAGUGGCAGCGUUUCUUGGCAUUGUGGGCAGCAAAACCUCAUGUGGCUAUGGGGUGGCAACAGGAGGACCAUUGUCCUGGGGUUUAUGCUACAACAAGGAAUUGAGCCCCAGCAAAAUAUAUUGCGAUGACUAUUACAAACUCAUAUAUCCCUGCACCCCUGGAGUUUCAUACCACGGUCGCGGUGCCCUGCCCAUCUAUUGGAACUACAACUAUGGAGAAACAGGGGAGGCCCUGCAUGUGGACCUAUUGGACCAUCCAGAAUACAUAGAAGACAAUGCCACUUUAGCCUUCCAGGCUGCAAUCUGGCGGUGGAUGACCCCAAGGAAGAAGCUACUGCCUUCAGCCCACGACGCUUUCGUCGGGAGCUGGAAGCCCACCAAGAAUGACACUCUAGCCAAGAGGGUAGUUGGGUUUGGAACCGCCAUGAAUGUUUUGUAUGGAGAUCAAGUGUGUGGGAAGUAUGGUAAUACCGAAUUAAUGAACAACAUGAUCUCCCAUUACCUGUAUUACCUUGACCUCAUGGGGGUUGGUAGAGAAGAAGCAGGGGCACAUGAAGUGCUAUCAUGUGAGGAGCAGGAAGUUUUCAGUGUUCCUACCUCUUUAACAUCUUCCUCACUAAGGUUAAAGGUUAAAUUCUGUUUCAUUAUUAUUGUACAUAUAACAGCCCAGUUAAUUGUUUUCUAAUACUUAAAAAUAUAUCUUAUGAUGUUUUGAAAGUAUACUUUAAGCUCAGUUAUCCUCAACUGUUAAUUGAACCAACUAUUGUAUCAUGUAGCCCAGGAAUUAAAAGGAUCAUGUCUAUGUGGCUGAGAUCACAUAUAAAUCUGAGCAUCUUGCAUUGUGAAAACAUUUUGUUUACAUUUGACAGUGAGUUUGGACCAUGAUUGCGUUGAGACAGUGUGAUAAGGUUGGUCCCCUGCGGCCUACAUCCCCAAAGUUAGGUACAUCAAUCGUACCAUAUGUGGUGGGUUCUGUCCCAUGCUCCCAUUUUGCCUUUUGCCUCGGUUGCUCACAGUUGUAAGUUUUAUGCUUAGCCUAUUAAAAUCAUAGCUUUUAU